UUCAGAGAAUACUUCACCGGGGAGUGCAUUUGAUUUGAAGUGGGGAGGAGGAGAUGAAGGCUUCCGGCAGGGGCAUGAGCCUGGGCACAGGUGUCUGCUGCAUCCUGUCACGCGCUGGGCUGGGUCGGGUCUAAAAAGACCCUGGAAUCCAUGCUGAACAUGUGGGAACUUACCUCCUAGACCAUGGGGAGGGGCUGACAUCCCAGGACCGGCUCAAAUAACAGACUCAGAGAACAGAAGCUAGAUAAACUCAGGUGACCAGUAAGCCCUGGAGGAGACUUGGGAAGAAACAUGAGCUGCCCCUGGAAAUCACUCAAGAGGAAGAUGGAAGAGGCCAUUUAAAAUAGAUUAGAAGCUGCAGGCCGCAAGACUGGGGCCAGAGGGCUGUCAGUGGAAAACUCUGUUGGGUUGUGAUCUCUUACUGAAAAAUUCCAGGUGCCUUUUUGCUUCCUGCAAAACAAAGGAAGCAAAGGAGAAGACCAUGUCCAUAGCUCUGAAGCAGGUGUUCAACAAGGACAAGACCUUCCGGCCCAAGAGGAAAUUUGAACCUGGCACACAGAGGUUUGAGCUCCACAAACGGGCUCAGGCAUCCCUCAACUCGGGCGUGGACCUGAAGGCAGCCGUGCAGCUGCCCAGCGGGGAGGACCAGAACGACUGGGUGGCCGUGCAUGUAGUGGACUUCUUCAAUCGGAUCAACCUCAUCUAUGGCACCAUCUGCGAGUUCUGCACGGAGCGGACCUGCCCUGUGAUGUCAGGGGGUCCCAAAUAUGAGUAUCGGUGGCAGGAUGACCUCAAGUACAAGAAGCCAACUGCACUGCCUGCUCCCCAGUACAUGAACCUUCUUAUGGAUUGGAUUGAGGUCCAGAUCAACAACGAAGACAUCUUUCCAACAUGUGUGGGUGUUCCCUUCCCAAAGAACUUCCUCCAGAUCUGCAAGAAGAUCCUGUGCCGCCUUUUCCGGGUCUUUGUCCACGUCUACAUCCACCACUUUGACCGGGUGAUCGUGAUGGGCGCCGAGGCCCAUGUCAACACCUGCUACAAACACUUCUAUUACUUCGUCACAGAGAUGAACCUCAUAGACCGCAAGGAGCUGGAGCCCUUGAAAGAGAUGACGACCCGGAUGUGUCACUAACGCCCACCUUGCCCU
Messenger RNA from Molossus molossus (Pallas's mastiff bat), 1147 nucleotides. RefSeq names its product MOB kinase activator 3B (gene MOB3B). Gene Ontology annotation, cellular component: cytoplasm; nucleus. Gene Ontology annotation, molecular function: protein kinase activator activity. The record is from RefSeq and is a predicted model, not a curated record. The transcript has 5 exons. NCBI's taxonomy places the organism in Eukaryota, Metazoa, Chordata, Mammalia, Chiroptera, Molossidae. The coding region runs from base 482 to 1132 and encodes 216 amino acids. Gene Ontology annotation, biological process: positive regulation of protein phosphorylation; signal transduction.